CGCUCGCGUGGGAUCCAUGUCGCGCGCUCCCACACUGGCCGUUAUCGAAGCAAAAAGUUCAAACUUCGAACCGUUCGCGUUCGAUUUUUAAAACUUCAAACUUUAAUUCCGCGUGUGUUUUUGUUUUUUGUGUAAAAUUAAAAAAACAUUGUGGUGGAAAUCCUUUUUUGUGUGAAAAUCUAUGAGUGAUAGAUAAAAAGGUGAUAACAAAAUCGAUAGCAGAUGUUUUUUCGGCAGUCCGUUGCGUGCAAGUGAUGCAACGGGAGUGCUCGGAUGUCGAGUUGUGAUCAAGUUCGGGUCUGACCAAGGGUCCUACGGCCGGUGUCAGUGCAAGGCGUGAUGGAGCACGCGUUGCAACACCGCGAGCGCGUGGGCGUGCAGGACUUCGUGCUUCUGGAGGACUUCAAGUCGGAGGCGGCCUUCAUAGACAACCUGAGGAAGCGGUUUAGGGAGAACAUUAUCUAUACGUACAUUGGCAACGUGCUGAUCUCCGUGAACCCCUACAAGAACCUGCCCAUCUACACCGAGGAGAAGAUCAAGCUCUACUACAAGAAAGCCUUCUUCGAAGCCCCCCCUCAUGUAUUUGCCAUCGCCGACAACGCCUACCGCUCGCUGGUGUACGAGCAUAGAGAACAGUGUAUCCUGAUCUCAGGUGAAUCCGGUUCAGGCAAGACAGAAGCGUCCAAGAAAGUGCUAGAAUACAUCGCAGCUAGGACCAACCACCUCCGCAAUGUCGAAAACGUCAAGGACAAACUCUUGCAAACGAACCCUCUGCUGGAAGCUUUCGGGAAUGCAAAAACUAACAAGAACGAUAAUUCCAGUCGCUUCGGGAAAUAUAUGGACAUCCAGUUUAACUACGAAGGAGGUCCCGAAGGAGGGCAUAUCUUGAACUACCUUCUAGAAAAGUCCAGGGUUGUGAGCCAGAUGACAGGGGAGAGAAACUUCCACGUGUUUUACCAGCUGCUGGCUGGAGGCAGCCCCGAGUUGCUCAGUCAGUUGAAGCUGCAGAAUAGGCCAGAGGCAUACAAGUACACUACUGAUGUGACCUCCCCCCAAAGCCAGAAGAACGCCGAUGCGGACCAGUUCCGAGUGGUCCAGGAAGCCAUGAAGGUCAUUGAGAUAGGCCUUGAAGAGCAGCAGGCCAUCUUCGAGAUUGUGGCCAGUGUACUGCACCUAGGAAACGUCAAGUUCGUCCAGAACGACAAGGGAUAUGCUGAGAUCCUGUCCCAUGACGCCAACAGUGGAAAUGUGGCUGAGCUCCUCAAAGUAAACAGCACAAAACUCCACGAUGCGCUGACCAGCCGCACCAUCGACGCACGUGGUGACGUCGUCAACACUCCCUUAGACCUGGAGCAAGCACACUUCGCCCGCGAUGCUUUGGCCAAGGCGAUGUACGACAAACUCUUCAGCUGGCUGGUGACCAGGAUCAACUCCUCGCUGGUGCCUAGCGACAGCGAUUCGAGGUCGUCCGUCAUGGGUAUCCUGGAUAUCUACGGAUUUGAAAUCUUCCCUAAGAACAGUUUCGAACAGUUCUGCAUAAACUUCUGCAACGAGAAACUGCAGCAGCUAUUCAUCGAGCUGACGUUGAAGCAGGAGCAGGAGGAAUACCUGCGCGAGGGCAUCGAGUGGGAGCCCGUCGAAUACUUUAACAACAUCGUCAUCUGCGACCUCAUCGAGGCGCGCCACAGAGGUAUCAUAUCAAUCCUGGACGACGAAUGCCUGCGGCCCGGUGACGCGACCGACGCCAGCUUCCUGGAGAAGCUGACACAGAACUUAGACGGCCACGCGCACUUCAAGUCCCACCGCAAGGUGGAUUCUAGGACGCAGAAGCUUAUGGGCCGUGACGAAUUCUGCCUGGUGCAUUACGCAGGCGAAGUAACAUACAGCGUGGGAACCUUCCUGGAGAAGAACAACGACCUGCUCUUCAGAGACAUCCAGAGCCUCAUGGCGGCCAGCGGGAACUCCAUCGUCACCAACUGCUUCAAGGACGUGAACCUGAACUCCAAGAAGCGCCCAGACACGGCCAUCACGCAGUUCAAGAACUCGCUCAACGAACUGAUCAAGAUCCUCAGCAGCAAGGAGCCGUCCUAUAUCCGCUGCAUCAAGCCCAACGACAACAAGGCGCCCAUGACCUUCGACGACAAGCUGGUGUCGCAUCAAGUGAAAUACCUUGGCCUGAUGGAGAACCUGCGUGUCAGGAGAGCUGGUUUCGCGUACCGAAGGACUUAUGAUGCAUUCUUGGAGAGAUACAAGUGCCUGAGCCCGGAAACGUGGCCCAACUGGCGGGGAAUACCGAGGGACGGCGUGCAGAAGCUCGUGGAGACGCUCAAGUAUGAAAGGGAGGAAUACAGGAUGGGCAACACCAAAAUCUUCAUCCGAUUCCCGAAGACUCUCUUCGAAACGGAAGACGCUUACCAGAUCAAGAAGAACGACAUCGCCACCAUCAUUCAGAGCAGAUGGCGCGGCUACUGGCAGAGGAAGCAAUACCUCAAGAUGAGAGCCGCUGCCAUCGUCAUACAGAAGUGGGUCAGAAGGUUCCUCGCGCAGAAGUUGAAAGAACGGAGAAAGAAGGCCGCUGACGUCAUCAGGGCUUUCAUCAAAGGCUUCAUCACCCGCAACGGACCCGAAACGCCCGAGAACCGUCGCUUCCUCGGCAUCGCAAAGGUGCACUGGCUGAAGAGACUCUCCACGCAGCUGCCUCGCAAGAUCCUGGACUUGUCCUGGCCGCAGUGCCCUGCCACCUGCCAGGAGGCUUCCAAGGAGCUGCACCGGCUGCACCGAGCGCACCUGUCGCGCAAGUACCGGCUGGCGCUGUCGCCCGCCGACAAGAAGCAGUUCGAGCUCAAGGUGCUGGCCGAGAAGAUGUUCAAGGGCAAAAAGAACAACUAUCCGGGCAGCGUUCGCGAGCGCUUCGUGGAGGAUCGUCUGACGGGCGAGCACCAGGUGCUCCGCAACUCCUUCAUGGCCUCACCCUCCUGGCCCUCCGGCGAGCAGCUCAUUUACUCCUGUGAAGCCGUGAAAUACGACCGCCGCGGCUACAAGCCUCGCGAGCGCGCGCUCCUUGCGUCCGACAAGGCACUAUACGUGCUAGACGCUGCCGGCCGCAAGACAUACAAGUUGAAGCACCGCCUGCCGCUCGACAAACUACGCGUUGUCGUCACCAAUGAGACAGAUAGCUUGCUGCUCAUCAAGAUCCCCCAGGAGUUGAAGAAGGACAAGGGUGACCUGAUCAUCUCCGUGACGCACCUGAUCGAGGCGCUGACCAUCGUCACCGACUACACCAAGAAGCCGGAGCUCAUCGAGAUCGUCGACACCAGGACCAUUGCGCACAACCUGGUGAACGGCAAGCAGGGCGGCACCAUCGAGGUGACCAACGGCCCGCAGCCCACCAUCCACCGCGCCAAGAGCGGCAACCUGCUCGUGGUUGCUACCCCUUGAUCAACCAGUGUUGAAGACCCGAGCGAUCCAGAACAACGCAGCAUUUCCCUAACACGUCUAAAUUAUUUCGAUAGCUAGUACUUACUACUAUUCUACUACUGCCUUAUUCCAUCUACUUUAUUUAUUUCGGAGAGAAGUGUUCAUAGUCGACUAGAAUUAAUAAGAAUCAAUCAUAACUUUGGCUCAAAUUAUCUUAAAUAACAUUAAUUUGAACCAAAGUUAUAUAAACUUUUUUAUAUGUAUUGUUUUUCUAUAAUUAAGUAAUUCAAUCAAAUUAUGUAUUCAUUAUUGCAAUUUCCAUAAUUUUAUUUUUAUUUUUGUAAUGAAAUGUGAUAAAUUUUAUUGAGAUUUACGUACAAAGUACUUAGUAUUUUAUGUAUGCCAUAAAGUUUUAGUUAUUGUUACAUACUUAAUAUGAAAUGUGUCAAGCAAUGUUCCAAAGAAAAUAAUGUAAUACCUAAAUACAACUUAGUUCAAUUAUUUAUUGAAGUCUUGUCGUGGUUUGAUAGUUGAAAAUUUUAUAUCACCACUUACCUACAACGAAAUCGUGCGGCGUUAUACAUUAUUGGCAUAUUUCAUUUGCUUUGUAAUUUAAGCUGAAUCAAAGGUGCCUAAAGUUAUGUGUAGAAAAUUAGCGUAACCUGGCAGUCACGUAGUACAUUUCCUAGUUUUCACGUUUUACUAGGAAAACAGUACCUUCCAACGUUAAAAUAAAUAUUUGAGGUCAGCGGUCACUACGAAUGGCGCAGGAGUAGUGGCGGAAAUGACGUUCAUUAAAAAGAUGGCGCCACCUACAAGACAUUUUCUAAUAAAUGGUCCAACUGAAUAAAAUUAAUUUUACAAAAUCCGGCUACUCAAAAUUUAUUUUGUGCGUUGCUCGUGGUCCUACUGCUUAGUUCCACUGGCAGUAUUAUGGGGAAUUUAGUUUUUUGAUGAUUCUACUACCAUGGAAAAAUAAUAUUACCCAUAAUACCUACUAUUGGCAGGACUGCCAACUGUAAAUGAUUUUCCGUAAGGCUAAGCAGUUGAACCACAGGCAAUGCAUUACAUUAAAAUGUAAAUAAAGGAAAAAUAGUUCAUAAUAAAACGAUGGUGACCGCUGAUUCUCGCCGAUACGUGCCAGAAUAUUGUCGAUUGGCCAUAAGUAACAUGUGCAGGCUGUUAGUGCCUUAUUUUUAAGACCGUUCCUGUAGUCAUUUUAUUAAAUAUAAACUUAUUUUGAUAAAA
Ostrinia nubilalis (European corn borer) is the source of this 4665-nucleotide messenger RNA. It is a transcript of the gene Myo61F, whose product is annotated as unconventional myosin IC. Gene Ontology annotation, cellular component: plasma membrane; cytoplasm; vesicle. Gene Ontology annotation, biological process: actin filament organization; vesicle transport along actin filament. The coding region runs from base 340 to 3438 and encodes 1032 amino acids. The transcript is spliced from 21 exons. Gene Ontology annotation, molecular function: actin filament binding; ATP binding; microfilament motor activity. The record is from RefSeq and is a predicted model, not a curated record. Lineage: Eukaryota; Metazoa; Arthropoda; Insecta; Lepidoptera; Crambidae.